Messenger RNA from Clonostachys byssicola, 1377 nucleotides. The record is from the annotation of a GenBank genome assembly. Lineage: Eukaryota; Fungi; Ascomycota; Sordariomycetes; Hypocreales; Bionectriaceae.
AUGUGGAGUCCUUUUCCACUCGUCCGGGUGUUGAACCGAUGGACCAGAAUCUUCAUUUGGCGUGGCUUCAUCGUCACACUGCCACUGACUCUUUUCUACCUUGUGCUUGGCGGCAUUGUAGGCCUGCUUCUGGCCGACUACGAGACCCGGCUCUACUUUGCCUCUCUGAGACAUGUCCAAGAGAACUUCGAGUCCGCACAGCAGCUGGACUGGUUCUCCGUGCCAGGGGCGCCGGGAAUUCACGACCUUGGAGUCGCGCCAUUCUGGAUCCCCCAGCUCCGUGAUCCUACCAACUGGUGGACGAAGCUCGGCCUGGAACGCUUCGACGUUUCCCCCGUCUUGGGUGGCAACGACACGCCAUUGAACCAGUUCGCCUUGCCGAACUCGCUCUACCGGAGAACAGACGGAGAGGACGAGGGCGCAUGCUGGCACCACUGGAUCUACGCAUCAGGCCAGAGCCUACACUUCGAUGAGCUGUUUUGGGACCCCUGGGACAGCGCGUUCAACCAGCUCCUGCAAUACCACUACGCCAACCCGGCGCCCUGCAACGCGAGCUUCCACUACCUCACGUCUCCCGGCUCGUUCCUCUGCGACAUCUGGAAGACAAGAGGCCCUGCCCUCAUUCACUUCACGACGGAGAAGGUGGACCUCUGGCCGGAUAAUCAAAAGAAGAGAGAGGCCGUUGCAGGCUAUACCCCCGUCACAGCGCGCGUAAUUGAGUUUCCUAUCAUCUACGACGACGAAAUGACCUUGGCACCUGGUGUUUUCCCUACCCCUUUCAAUCAGAUGAAGAGCAUAACGAGCGACCCGUACAUCUGGCAAGCACACGUUCCUUGGUCGGCUGAGUUUCAGGCGAACGUGCGACUCGACGAGAUCAUUCAACAAAAGAGCAGACAGUAUCCGAGGACAUUUGGAAGAGUCAAAAAGCUAGAUAGCUGGUUGCUACAUAAUGUAUUCCGACACUGGAGCCUGGAAAUCCCACGUUCGAUCGUUAUGUCGGUUGGGAUGUUGACAAGCGCGUUCACCUGGAGAGGCAUCGAAGUAUUAGGUGACUUGAUCACUGCGUUCUUGGGCACAGAGGACGCCAAGAAGAGAGAUCUUGACGCUUUGCUGGAGGAGGUGCGUUUGCUAGAGGAGGAGCGGGAGGCAAUGGGGGAGCGGAAGGUAAUGGGGGAGAGGGAGCCGAAUUUCAUCGCCCAAAUGGUGCGGGACUUUUUCGACACAGAAAAAGGCAGCCUCUAUGAGAAGAAGUUUGGGUAUUCUCCUGAGGGGCAGCAAGCGUUGAAUAAUGUUUUGGACAUUGUGAGAAACGAGGCGAAGGAAAGGGGCGAAGGAUGGGCUGCCGAUGGUGAGAAUAUUAGGGCACAAGCGAUGUAG